AGGAAUAUGCCUCUUGCAAAAGAUUUCCUUCAUAUCUCUCCAGAAGAGGAGAAGAGGAAACACAAGAAGAAGUACCUGGUGCAGAGCCCCAAGUCCUACUUCAUGGACAUGAAAUGUCCAGGAUGCUAUAAAAUCACCACGGUCUUCAGCCAUGCACAAAUAGUAGUUUUGUGUGUUUGUUGUUCCACUGUCCUCUGUCAGCCUACAGGAGGAAAAGCAAGGCUUACAGAAGGCUGUUCCUUUAGGAAGAACUAG
This is a messenger RNA of Carlito syrichta (Philippine tarsier), 255 nucleotides long. Its product is annotated as 40S ribosomal protein S27-like. Gene Ontology annotation, biological process: translation; ribosomal small subunit assembly. The transcript has a single exon. Lineage: Eukaryota; Metazoa; Chordata; Mammalia; Primates; Tarsiidae. Bases 7 to 255 code for a protein of 82 amino acids. The record is from RefSeq and is a predicted model, not a curated record. Gene Ontology annotation, cellular component: ribosome; cytosolic small ribosomal subunit. Gene Ontology annotation, molecular function: structural constituent of ribosome; RNA binding.